Molecule: messenger RNA, 4902 nt
Organism: Oncorhynchus gorbuscha (pink salmon)
Lineage: Eukaryota; Metazoa; Chordata; Actinopteri; Salmoniformes; Salmonidae
Product: collagen alpha-1(I) chain
Exons: 63
Coding region: 171-4859 (1562 amino acids)
Source: RefSeq, a predicted model, not a curated record
AACAAGACAGCACUUUACCAACAAACAUACCUCCGUUUUUUUUCUCGAUGUAAAGUAACAUUGACAACCUAACAUAUAGAGGAGUCUUUCCACAAAGAUAUUUGAAUUAAUGAUAAUGUUUUGUUACUUUUGUUGUCAUUGCUGUUGUGUAUCUAAACAGAACAAGAGCUAUGUUAUAUCCGAUAGAAUUGAUGAUAUUAUUAGUGGCUAUUUACUCUCUUGAAGCCGCUAUUGAUGAUUUUGAACAGGAUAUGGGCUCGGAGAAUGUUGGGAAAGAGAAGGUGAACGUGUUGGAGCACCUGUCCCAGCUGGCCGUCAACACCACUAAUGUAUCCUUAUCUGUGGGGACCCAGAAUUGUCCGACUCUUCACAUUGGCCUGUACGCCACACUGGCAAUGCCCACACACCAGGCAUUUGGACCCAGGUUUGUAGAUGAGUUCAGUGUGCUGAUGGAGCUGCGUAGUGUUCAGCAGGAGGAGAGUAGCCUGGUCACCGUGCUCAGUCCCUACAGCCACAUCCAGCUGCAGCUCCGUCUCAACCCACACACGGUCACCUUCGUCUCCACUCACCACAGACAUUACGAGUUCCCAGUAGGUAUGCUGCCUGAUGGCCAGUGGCACCAGGUCUCUGUAGGUGUGUCCUCCAGCUGGCUGGCCCUCUAUGUGGACUGUGAGCUGGUGGAGAGGGUGAACUGGACCUACCCUGGACAGGACAUUACCACUGAUGGUCUGCUGAUGCUGGGGGGCAUCAUAGAGGGCUUUGAGACUCCAUUUGAGGGUGCUCUGAGACAGAUGACCUUUGUGAUGGGUGACCCCGACGCAGCCAGACACCAAUGUAACCUCCACCUCCCUAUGUGUGAUGGAACGGCCCCCAAAGCUCCACGCUCCCCAAGAACACCCCACACACACCAGGAUGCCGAGUUGUCCUCUGGUGACCUGCUAGAUGACUUGACAAACAGUACAGGGAGUUCCAGAGAGAGUUCCACAGAUAAAGGGGAUGCUGUCAUGGAUCCCUCCCUCCCAGAAGGCAAGUCUCCUAUCUCCCAGCACGCAACCACCCUACAACAACAAGGGAAUGGGUUUGUGGGAGUUGAUGAGGCAGACCCCUCUAUCUUCACCCUACAUCACACGGAUACAGGUACCCGUGGCAGCAAUUCCCCCUAUAAAGUAACUGCCUUGGAUGAGAACAUCACCACAGAUGCAGAAGACAGACCACAACAUGACAUCAUCGACCUGGACUCCACCGGCCCCUCCCCCAGUUUCCAAAGGAAAGGCUCUGACCAGAAGAGCCCAUCCCAAUCUGGUCACCCUGACCCCAGUGUGCUCUUGGAGGAGAACCUGUUGCCUCCUGCGGGGUCAGCAGUGGAGCAGGGAAGGAUUAGUAGUGGCUCUCUCACACAGAAGGGCCAGGGGAACAGUGAGGAGUUCGGACAGGCUGGUUCUGAUCACACAGGCUUGCUGACAGUGGCACCCAGUGAGGGUGAUGUCAUAGUCGGAUCUGACAACAAGAUUUACAGGCUCCUGAGUGGCCCUCCAGGGCCAGUUGGACCUCCAGGAGAACAAGGAUGUGCUGGCAAAGAAGGCUAUAUUGGGUUCAAGGGAGACAUGGGAUCUCAGGGUGUCAGAGGGCAGGAGGGCAGGAGAGGUGAGACAGGCCUCCCAGGUCCUCCAGGCCUACCCACCCUCUACCUGUGGAGGAACUCCCAGGAGGAUUGGACUGACUUCAGGCGAUCAUCCUUCUUCCAUUUGCUGCGUGCAGGCUGGCCUACAGAACAGGGACCUCCUGGACCGAUAGGGGAAAUGGGCAAACCUGGCCUACCAGGCAUUCCUGGAGAUCCUGGACACAGACGAAUGCCAGGACACAGGGGAGACAUGGGUUACCCUGGGCCGAAGGGUGUGUCAGGUCGAGGAGGGACCUGGGGCAGAGAUGGUCAGCAUGGCCUGGAUGGACAGCCAGGGCCACCGGGAUUGCCUGGGCUUCAGGGUCCUACAGGCUAUAAGGGAGAGAAUGCUCCUCCAGGGGAGAGAGGAGAUGAGGGUUUCACUGGCAAGACAGGUCCAUGUGGAGACAGAGGGAAGACUGGAGAGAAGGGUUCUAAAGGAGAGCCAGGGGAACCAGGUUCUGUUGGCCCACUUGGGCCGGUUGGUAAAAGAGGAGUCCAAGGGUUUUCAGGGUCACUUGGGCCUCAGGGUGAUUCUGGGUAUGAUGGCGCCCAAGGUCCAUUUGGGCCAAUGGGGGCUCCAGGUGUUACUGGUAUGAUUGGAUCACAGGGGGUGAACGGCUCAAGGGGAGAAGCAGGGCCAGAUGGACCAGUUGGCCGUAAAGGGCCUUCAGGUCCCAUAGGAUUGUCAGGACAGAGAGGUUCUCCUGCACUUCGAGGAAUCCAAGGACAUCCAGGGAUGUAUGGUCUUCCAGGUCAAAAAGGUGACAUGGGUGAAGUCGGGCCAAUGGGCAUGAAGGGUUUACCAGGCCUUGAAGGGCCCGUGGGGACUGCUGGAAUUCCAGGUCUGAAGGGGGCUCCAGGUGGCACAGGCUUCAGAGGACUAGAUGGAGACAAAGGAGAUGCUGGACGCAAAGGAGACAGGGGUUCUGUUGGUGCAUCAGGGAUCCUAGGCCGUCAGGGUGAGAGGGGUCAGAGUGGCCUCUCAGGCCUUCCUGGUGUCAGAGGUCAAGCUGGCCCCCAAGGCAUUCCGGGUGAAGACGGAGAGGUCGGCCUCCAGGGAGUGGUUGGAAAGGAGGGGUCAAAGGGCCACAGGGGAACUCCAGGCCAUAAUGGGAAAUCAGGACCUAAAGGACCCAGGGGUCGUACUGGACAGCCUGGUCUUUUUGGUAUACCUGGAAUCCUGGGUUUUAGAGGCCUCAUUGGGACUGAGGGUGCAGAAGGAAAGCCUGGUACACAGGGUGACCUUGGUUCUGCUGGUAUUCGUGGAACUAAAGGACACAGAGGAUUUUCAGGUCUGGGGGGAGCACCAGGACGAGCAGGUCCACCAGGUUCUCAGGGUCCUCCAGGAAAGUCUGGACAAGACGCCAGUCCUGGGCCACCUGGUGAUAGGGGCUUCACAGGGAAAGAUGGCGUGGAGGGUCGCCAGGGGCCAGUGGGCAUGUAUGGCUACCCAGGAGCAGUGGGUUUAACUGGGAGACCUGGUCAUUUUGGAGAGAGGGGGGAACCUGGUGUGAGAGGUCCCGCUGGUAUCCCUGGGAAGAGUGGACCACCAGGGUUAAAGGGAUCUCUUGGAGAGAGAGGGCCGGCUGGACCUCAGGGUCGUCAAGGAGACGAUGGACUCAAUGGCAUACAGGGGUCACCAGGUCCUCCAGGCCUACCAGGGCCAGAGGGCAAGACAGGAAAGCCAGGCCCCCCAGGAAGCCAGGGGCCUCUGGGGCCUCAGGUGCUAGCCGGACCCACCGGGUUUCCAGGCACUCCUGGGAUAGAUGGAGUAACGGGGCAGGUUGGAGAAAAUGGAGUGCAGGGAGCAGCAGGGCCUGUUGGGGACAGUGGGCCAUCUGGACUGGAUGGACAGCAGGGUCCCCCAGGAACAGUUGGUGAGGAGGGGCCAUCUGGCAGGAAGGGGGAACCGGGAGCUCCAGGUCCCUUUGGAAAGGCAGGGCCGAAUGGACUACAGGGAGAGCCAGGUGCACAGGGCUCCCAGGGGAUGCAGGGUGAGACUGGGCCAAGGGGCAAAGAGGGAGAGAUGGGAGGUUUCGGCAAUAGAGGAUAUCCUGGUCCUAAAGGACAAAAGGGGGACAUAGGACCUCGUGGAUUUUCUUGGUUGGAGGGGCCCUCAGGAGCUCUUGGGGACAAUGGGAAAAGAGGAGUGAAGGGAGAGAAGGGCUACGUAGGACUACGAGGCCAGGUGGGGUUGAUGGGGGAAGCUGGACCAUCAGGCUUGUCUGGACUGGAAGGUGUUCCAGGACCUUUUGGAUUAGCUGGGGCUGAUGGACCACAAGGGCAGAAGGGGGACAAAGGCCCUUAUGGUAUGGCUGGGAACCCUGGAAACUCAGGCCUUAAGGGGAUGUCAGGCAUCAGUGGAGUGAAUGGUGACAUGGGGAAACAUGGACCAAAGGGAGUGCGGGGAGGCAUGGGGAGACAGGGAGAGAUUGGUCCAAAGGGUUUCCCCGGACUUAAGGGGCCCAAAGACGAGCCUGGAGAUAAAGGAGAACCAGGAGAGCAGGGGCCAGAGGGUCUUCCAGGCGACAGGGGGCCCCAAGCGUCUCCUGGAUUGAAGGGUUUGCCUGGUGAGGUGGGGCCUCAGGGAACUGUUGGCCCACCAGGACCUUUGGGACCAAAAGGUCAAACAGGCCCUGAGGGGAGACUAGGCCAGAAAGGUCAAAAGGGGUAUGAUGGUCGAAAUGGGUAUCCAGGAAAGACCGGACACAUUGGAAGGAGGGGGAAUAGAGGAAAAACUGGAAGCAAAGGCUUAGGUGGAGAGAGAGGAGAAAAGGGAAAGAGGGGAGAUUUUGGUUCAACCGGGCCUCCAGGAAGACAAGGGCCUUACGGGACACCUGGCUUACACGGAGAGAAGGGUCUAAUGGGUGGACCAGGUAUAGAGGGAGAGAAGGGGAAGAUGGGAUUAACAGGUCCUCCUGGAGGUCAGGGGUUGAAGGGGACACAAGGCCUUUUGGGUCAGACAGGGAGGGCUGGUCUAAAAGGAGAACAAGGAGACAUUGGUCCUCAUGGGGAAUGGGGGACUCCAGGUCUACCUGGACUGCCUGGUUUGUUUGGAAAAAAGGGUCUAAAAGGAUUUGCUGGAACAACAGGUCCUGUUGGAGUGAGAGGCCUGCCUGGCCUCCCUGGACCUCCUGGCCCCCCUGGAACCUCUCUGAAUCUCUCUCUGGCACAACUCAAGGCAAGUCGUUGGUAAUCUAUCCAAGCACAUCCAAAUACUUCCAUUUUGAAACUAAAGC